Messenger RNA from Danaus chrysippus (African queen), 882 nucleotides. The record is from the annotation of a GenBank genome assembly. Lineage: Eukaryota; Metazoa; Arthropoda; Insecta; Lepidoptera; Nymphalidae.
AUGUAUGAAUGCUUCCUUGAGAUAGCGUUCGAGGCUGAACUGAAUACAAAAGAAGACCCCGAGCUACUUGAACUAGCACCUGAACUAUGCAACGAGGACGCGUCCACCAGGGCCACGGCCGUCACAAAUCUCAGGAAUAUGAUAUUCGAAAGAGCAGAAUGCAAACCUCAUCGGACUGAUGACGCGUUCCUCUUAAGGUUUCUCCGGGCGAGAGACUUCAUAGUACCAAGAGCACAUAAACUUCUAGUCCGAUACUACACAUUCCGGGCGGAAUAUCCCCAUUUGUAUAAAGAUGUCGAUCUAUGGGGCCUGAUGAAAGUCAAGAGUGCUUACGAAGGCUCUAUGGUGGACCGACCUGAUAUAGGAAGACUCUCUAUCUUCAGAUUUGGAACAUGGGAUCCAAACGAGUUUCCAGUAGACGAUCUAAUUCGAACAGGGAUGGCCAUCACUGAAAUUGGUAUUCGUCAGCCCAAGUUACAGAUUCUGGGUGGAACAGUUAUCAUUGAUUUGGAAGGAAUAACACUCAGACACGCGGCAACCCUGACUCCCACCAUAGCUUAUCAGAUAGUCUGUUUAAUGGGGCUGGUAACACCGACCCGUAUAAAAAGCGUUCACAUUAUAAACUACUCAUGGGUUUUGAACACAUUCUUCUAUCUAUUCAAGAAGUUCAUACCUCAAGAUGCUUGGAGUAAGAUUAUUUUCCACGGCAGUGAUUUGAAAUCCCUUCAACAACAAAUCGACCCUGACUGCCUUCCAGCGAGAUACGGAGGUACAUGUAGGAACCACGUACCAAUCGGCGUCUGGUUGCAGAAAAUCAAGAAAUAUCGCGACGAAAAAUUCGAUAGAGAAAUGAAAGCAUUAGGAUACGUAGUCAAAGAAUGA